AUGGUGUGGGCAAAGAGUCAUCACCUUGAUAGUGACGCAAGAGGCUCCUUGGUCACAUGGCCACCAGGGUCAGUCAAAGCAGCAGAUUGGCUGCUGACCGACCUGGGGGCGGUCCAAGUGCCUCCAGUGGUCGGUGGUCGCAGCCUCAGACAGUGCCCGUUUUCUGAAAAAGGAAAGCUCUUUCUUUCCUACUCCCCACCUCCAGCAAGAAGAAUGGUGUUAAGGAGCACCAGUGGGGGGUUUCUGAGCUUGGAUCCAACCACCCCCGCCUGGGAGACGGAACUCACACCAAUGAAUCGAAGUGACCAGGACCUUCCUCAAACUUUCAGUGUGGCGACCCUGACCCUGGUCUUGCUGAUGAUCAUCACUGCCUUGGAAGCACAGGCAGGAAACGCAGUUGUGCUGUGGCUCCUGGGCUUCCACCUGCACAGGAAUGCCUUCUCCAUCUACAUCCUCAACCUGGGGGGAGCCAACUUCGUCUUCCUCUGCUGCCACGUUAUAGGUUCCCUGGAGAAGCUCAUCACCUCCUGCCACUCCAGCUCCAGCCCCAUCCCCAGUUUUUUCACCACUGUGCUGACCUUUGCCUACCUCACAGGCCUGAGCUUUCUCAGCGACAUUAGCACCGAGCACUGCCUGUCUGACCUGUGUCCCAUCUGGUACCGCUGCCACCGCCCCAAACGCUUAUCGGCUAUCAUGUGUGCCCUGCUCUGGGCCCUGGCCCUGCUGCUGAGCACCCUGGAAGGGAAGUACUGUGGCUUCCUGUUAAUGGACUUUAAUCGCAUUUAGUGUCGGGUGUUUGAUUUCAUCACCGCUGGGUGGCUGACGUUCUUAUCUGUGUUCCCCGCUGGGUGCAGCCUUGCCGUGCCGGUCAGGAUCCUCUGUAGGUCCCCAGUGCAGCUGACCAGGCUGUGUGUGACCUCUGCGCUGACAGUUCGGGUCUUCCUCCUCUGUGGCCUGCCCUUCGGCAUCCACUGGUUCUUCUUAAUCUGGAUUCAGGAUGAUUUGUUUGUGUUCCCCUGUCAUCACUGGCUGGUGGCCUUGGGCCUGUCCAGCUGCACCAGCGUCAUCAUUUACUACUUCGUUGGCUCCUUUAGGCAGAGGCAGCCAAAGAGGCAAGGACGGCAGAUCAAGGUGGUUCUCCAGAAGGCUCUGGAGGACCUAUCAGAAGUGGAUGGAAGCAAAGGCACCCUUCCUCAGGAAACCCUGAAGGCGUCAGGAAGCAGCCUGGUGUCCCGAUUCAGAGUCUCUGCCUCAGGGGUUCAAACUGGUUACAAUUCCUUCUUUUGUUUCCUUCAUCGCAUUGUGUUUAUCCUGCUCUGUGUUAAUGGCUGUGCCAAUCUCAUCAUUCACUUCUUCACUGGCUUCUUUAGGCAGCGGCAGAGAUGGCAAAUCCUCAAAUUGGUUCCCCAAAGGGCUCUGCUGGAUAUUUCUGAGGUGGAUGGACACGGAGGAAGCCUUCCCCAGGAAACCCUGGAGCGGCCAGAUUAUAGGUUCCCCGGAGACACACAUCACUUCCUGCCACAACCCUACCCCAUCGUUCUCAACCUUGCGCCUAUCUUUGCCUACCUCUCAGGCUUGAGCGUUCUCAGUGCCAUUAGCACCAAGUGCCACUUGUCUACCCUGUACCCCAACUGCUCCAGCCUAGCCCUGCUGGCCAGGACCCUCUGUGAGUCCCAGCGGAUGCAGCUGACCAGGCUCUACGUGGUCAUCCUGCUCAGCGUGCUGGUCUUCCUCCUCUGCAGCCUCCUCUCAGGCAUCCAGAAGUUUCUGCUAGACUGGCUUCGGAAGGAUUUCAACGUGUCCUUCUAUUAUUUUAAUAUAGGGAUGAUCCUGCCUAGCAGUGCCAACCCCACCAUUGGCUUUUUCGUUGGCUCCUUCAGGCCUCAGAGGCAGUGGCGGCUGCCCCUCAAGUUGGUUCUCCAAGGGCUCUGGAGGACACAACUGAGGUGA
This is a messenger RNA of Balaenoptera musculus (blue whale), 1950 nucleotides long. RefSeq names its product MAS related GPR family member X2 (gene MRGPRX2). The record is from RefSeq and is a predicted model, not a curated record. Gene Ontology annotation, molecular function: G protein-coupled receptor activity. Lineage: Eukaryota; Metazoa; Chordata; Mammalia; Artiodactyla; Balaenopteridae. Gene Ontology annotation, cellular component: membrane. Gene Ontology annotation, biological process: G protein-coupled receptor signaling pathway.